Ascoidea rubescens DSM 1968 is the source of this 1438-nucleotide messenger RNA. Its product is annotated as dipeptidase. The transcript has a single exon. Gene Ontology annotation, biological process: proteolysis. Gene Ontology annotation, molecular function: metallodipeptidase activity. Lineage: Eukaryota; Fungi; Ascomycota; Saccharomycetes; Ascoideales; Ascoideaceae. The record is from RefSeq and is a predicted model, not a curated record. The annotation marks the transcript as partial.
UCAAAAAGAUUUUUACUGGGUUUUUUGUUAUUGAAACCCAUUUAUAUAAGCUUUUUUCUUUUUUAUUUUUUAUUUAGUGAUAUUAUAGCAUAAUGACAUUGGAUUGCGUGGGAGAUGUUGAAGAUUAUUCAAAAGAACUCGAAUUAAUCGAGAAAUUAAGUAAAAAAAACCCAAUAGUCGACACACAUAAUGAUUUUCCAUAUUUAGUUAGAACCCAGUUAAGAUAUGAGAUCGAAAACGAUAAUUGUUUCAAAUUCGAUGGAAAGUUGACCUCAAAUACCAGCAUACUAAAAUUAAUAAAGGGUAAAAUUGGAAUUCAAUUUUUCAGUUGCUUUAUCGAAUGUAAAGAUGAUGACUAUCUUUAUCAAGAUUUCAAUAAACCUAACAGUGCAGUUAGAGAUACAUUAGAACAAAUUGAUAUAAUCAAAAGAUUAGUAGAUAAAUAUCCAAAAUAUUUGAAUCUUGUUUAUAAUUCAAAAGAUGCUUUAAACCAAUUUCAAAUGACAAAUAAAAUUUCUAUAACAAUGGGAGUAGAAGGAUUGCAUCAAGUAGAUUUAUCCCUUGGUGUGUUAAGAACAUACUUUGAUCUAGGUGUCAGAUAUAUAACAUUAACUCAUAAUUGUGACAAUCCUUUUGCAACAGCUGCAAGUUCUGUCACCGGCGGUUUAGAAGAUAAGGGUUUAUCAGCUUAUGGUGUGAAUUGUAUUAAAGAAAUGAACAGAUUAGGGUUAAUGGUCGACCUAUCUCAUGUUAGUUAUAAGACAAUGCUAGACGUCUUGAAAGAAACCAGAUGUCCUGUGAUAUUUUCUCAUUCAUCGGUUUAUAAAUUAACCCCAAAUGAAAGGAAUGUUAGAGAUGACGUUUUGAUGAAAUUAAAAGAAAACAGCGGUGUCUGUUGUGUUAAUUUUUUCCCAUUAUUCAUAAGCCAAAACAAGGAUAGAACAGCCACGAUAGACGAUGCAGUAGAUCAUAUCAUUUAUAUCAUCAAUUUAAUCGGUUGGAAAUAUGUUGGUUUUGGUUCUGAUUUUGAUGGCAUUCCUGAGGGCCCUAAAGGAUUGGAAGAUGUCUCAAAAUAUCCUGACUUAUUAGCAAGAGUUAUCAAUAAAAUUGGAGGUACUGAGGACGAAAUCAAGGGGUUGAUGGGUUUAAACGUUUUAAGAGUAUGGGAAAAAAAUGAACAAAUCUCUAAAGAAUUAAAGAAAAAAGGCGAAAAAAUUGUUGAUGCUAAUUGGCAAAACAGAAAAUGGGAAUUGUUCGACUAUUGCAAAGAAAUGCCUGAAAUAUACCCUGGAUCAUUCAGCAAAUUUAAAGACACAGUAUAUAAAGACUGCCAGUCGUUGGAUCUCACCAAAAAAGACACUCCAUAGUUUUGUAAACACCAUAGAUAGUUUUCUGAUUCAGCUUAUUUAUUUCCUAAUAAAUCCAUGUUAGCUUUCGC